This is a messenger RNA of Microthlaspi erraticum, 576 nucleotides long. The record is from the annotation of a GenBank genome assembly. Lineage: Eukaryota; Viridiplantae; Streptophyta; Magnoliopsida; Brassicales; Brassicaceae.
AUGAAAAGCAUAACAGCAGUAACAUUCUUGGCACUCUGUUUGACCGUAGCCGUUACGGCGAGUAGCAAGUCCUACUACGGGAAGACCAAGCCGGCCAAUCUUACGGAUGAGAAAGUGACACGUGUCCGCUUCUAUCUCCACGAUAUCCUCAGUGGCCAGAACCCAAGCGCCGUCAGAAUCGCACACGCCAACCUCACCGGCAGAGCAGAUUCGCCGGUGGGAUUUGGAAGCCUGUUCGCGAUAGACGAUCCGCUCACCGUCGGGCCGGAGAAAGACUCCAAGGAGAUCGGAAAUGGCCGUGGGAUGUACGUCUCCGGGAGCAAAGACAUUAAUAAGUUCACGAUCGUCAUGUAUGCCGAUUUGGCGUUCACGGAGGGGAAAUUCAACGGGAGCUCGAUUAGCGUGUUCUCGAGGAAUCCGGUGGCGGAAGAGGCCGGAGAGAGAGAGAUAGCAAUUGUCGGCGGUCGAGGGAAAUUCAGAAUGGCGAGAGGUUUCGUUAAAAUAAAAACGCAUCAGAUCGACAUGAAGACCGGCGAUGCUGUUCUCCGAUAUGAUGCUACUGUUUAUCAUUAUUAA